Molecule: messenger RNA, 1725 nt
Organism: Merops nubicus (carmine bee-eater)
Lineage: Eukaryota; Metazoa; Chordata; Aves; Coraciiformes; Meropidae
Gene: PARPBP
Product: PARP1 binding protein
Exons: 10
Coding region: 1-1725 (574 amino acids)
Biological process (GO): negative regulation of double-strand break repair via homologous recombination
Cellular component (GO): chromatin
Source: RefSeq, a predicted model, not a curated record
AUGAUUGCUAUCCAGCAAAAAGCUUUACACUUGAUCAAGUGCUUCAGAAGACAAUGGCAUUUAUUUUCAAACUCUGAAAGGACUACAGUGUGUGGAGCUGACUGCAUGCUGAUGGUGUUACAGCUGUCAAUGGCUGAAGUCAAUAAACAGCACCAUGGAGAUUUCACAGUGUCACUUAGCGAUGUGUUAGAAACUUGGAAAUACUUGGUACAUGACAAACUGGGAUUAUCAUAUGAAAACAUGAAAGAACCUGACAAUUAUGCUGACCUAAAAAAAGCCUAUCAUGCCUUUUUAGCAAGAAGUAAUAUGCUAGAUCUAAUAGACGUAUGUCAGAAGUGCUACGGUCUUGGACUUGUAUCUGAGGAUGAAAGCAUAACUCCUGUUCAGCUGAUGGAGUUUAUUUCUGGCAUAAUGAAUGUACAAGAAAACAAUGGUUCUGUUCUUUCUACUCCUUCAACACCAGUCAGACAGGGCCAGGAGAAUGUGAAGGUGGCAGUCCUGGCAAAGAAAUGUGUGUGUUCAUAUUUAAGUCUGUUGGUGAAUUCUAAGGAUGAUCUGGCAUUGGCUCAUAUUCUAAAUGUUCCUGACAGAGGAUUUGAUAGAGAAGCCUUCACCAACCUAAAACAUGCCUCACAGGAAAGAAAAAUGUCCAUUUUCCUGAUGGCAACAUCAUUUAUCAGAACUGUAGAACUUGGAGGACGAGGCUGUGCAUCUUCAUUAUUUGAUCCUUUAAAAGUCCAUGUUAAAGGGCUUUCAAACCUUGUUAAUUUUAUUGACAAGCUGCAAGAAGUUGUUGGUGAAAUCUUAAAUCCAAGAAUUGCAGGGGGGCGAAUUCUGUCAACAGUGAGGAUGCAUUUGAUAAAAGGCCGAAGCAAUGGGGAUCCUUUCUGUCAGGCAGUAGAGGAAGUUGUACAAGACUUGGAUUUGAAGAUUAAAAAUAUUAUCGAUUCACAACAUGAAGUCUUGACUUCCAGCACUACUGGAGUCAGUCCAGCACGGCCAAAGUUGCAUUCCAUAAAUCAUGGCACUGCGUAUUGUGGCAGAGAUACUGUAAAGGUCUUACUAGUUCUUCUGGAUGAAGAAGCUAUCAGUCCUCCUACCCAGAACAAAGCAGAACUGUUAUAUAAUGAUGAAAGCUUAAAUUUGUUUGGAGUCACCUCUAUUUUGACACUCUUCAGAUCUCCAUCACAAUCCAAUGGAACUUCUCCAAAACCUCUUAGAAAACGCAUUCAGAACUCUAUGGAUGAGAAAAAAUAUAAGGUGAAGCAACCUUCAAUGAAAUCUCAGUUUGCAUGUACAUAUAAAAAUGAGUUGAGUAACAGCAGUAACAAAAUUCCAACCAGCGUAGAUUCUGCAUCGAAGCAGCAUUUAAAAGCUGGAUGUCUCACAGAAGGUAUGAAUUCAUGUCUUGAUGUACCAGUGCUUGGAACUAUUUCUGAAAAUGUUCACCAGACUAGAAGUUAUACAGAAACGGGAAAGCUGAGUUGUCAGCCAAGAAAGAAGAACUCUGAGAAUGAACAGAUGGAUUUGAAUAAUGACAAAGUAAUCUGUGAUAAGGAAAGUGAACCAUCUUUGCAAAAACAUUCUAAGAGACCUAAGACUUCAAACAACCCUCAGAAGGAACUGGACAGCAAAAUUGGUGGAAAAAGAACACACAGCAAAACUGCAAGCAAGAAUAAGUUGAUUGCUGGUCAGGCAAAACUAACUCAAUUUUUUCGACUUUAA